GUGUGCACAAUGUGACCGCACUGGGUAAACUGAUAACUUGGCAGAAGGUGGAUUAUGACUUCAGUUACCACCAGAUGGAAUUCCUGUGCAAUAUUAAUGUUCUUAUCACUUCAGAGGGUCGAUCAUUCCUACCGUCAGAUUGCCAAGUCCACUUACAACCGCAGAUAAUUCCACCGAACAUGGAAGAGUAUAUGAACAGCCUCCUAACAGCAGUGCUCCCUUCUGUGUUGAACAAAUUUCGCAUUUAUCUAAGUUUAUUGAGGCUGCUGGACUAUAGUAUAUCUGAUGAAGUGACCAAGGCAGUAGAAGAAGACUUUGUAGAAAUGCGCAAGAAUGACCCUGAGAGCGUAACAGCUGAUGAUCUGCACAGAACUCUGCUUGUAGCAAGGUUCCUGUCUCUCAGCGCGGGGCAGACAACGCUGUCAAGAGAGAGGUGGCUGAGAGCAAAACAACUGGAGGCAUUACGUAAAGCCAGACUUCAGCAGCAAAGAUGUGUUAACGGAAAUGAACUUUAAUGUUUUGUGGAUGUCACUACGAAAGUUUGUCUAAUCCUAGAUGGAACCCAUACUAAGAUUGGAAUAUUGUUUAUACCAGUUUUUGUAGAUAAUUUAUACCAAAAAGUUAUGGAUAUUUACCCUUGCAGUCUGAACAUGCUUAAGUCUGUUCAGCCAGUUAAACAUACUUUAUUAAAUUUUUUUGGAGCCUGUUCUUUAAUUGAAAAUUGGUAACAAUGAGCAAAUUGUUUGAUAUUAAACUU
Pterocles gutturalis (yellow-throated sandgrouse) is the source of this 757-nucleotide messenger RNA. Its product is annotated as mini-chromosome maintenance complex-binding protein-like. Lineage: Eukaryota; Metazoa; Chordata; Aves; Pterocliformes; Pteroclidae. Gene Ontology annotation, molecular function: chromatin binding. Gene Ontology annotation, biological process: DNA-templated DNA replication. The record is from RefSeq and is a predicted model, not a curated record. The annotation marks the transcript as partial. The transcript is spliced from 4 exons.